GUAGACUUAUGAGAGGUCAGUUUCAGAAAAAAAAAGUAGAACGUAGAGGGAUUCCUUUUGUGCGUCAUUCAGCACGGUCCGAUCACGUGCUGGACUCGCGAUCGCCAGCCAGUACCCAGCUCCUCGCAAGUGGUCGGAGCUGUAUAUCAGGAUUAAAAGAGGUGUAUAAUAGGGAUAGAUCUUUUGGUAUGGCUGGAAACUCAAAUCACGCUCACACACACCCGGAAGGCGGGACACAGCCACGACCCGGACUGACACCCGGUACCAUCAGUUUCUUCUCUCUGUUUUCCUUUUGUUAUUCUCAUUUUUCUCCUUAUUACAGUUGCUCCUUUCUUGUAUUCAUAAUUCGCCCGCCUUCACACGAAAACUCCCGUAUUCACCGUCUUCGCAGUGAUCAUUUCGCCUUCCAUCACCGACGUUUGGUCCUCACACAGGCCUGCUCAGCACCAUAUAAGGAGACUAUAAUAUAGAGUCUUCUUGGGUAGCACUGAGAAGUGGUGGGCGGUGGACGACAGCGGAGGCAUCCGGUUACUCCCAUUUGAAACAAUGCUUGACAGCGAGUGGCGGCGCCCGUGAGUGGCAGACACUAUAUUAAGAACCAGCCGCCCUCGAAGCGGGUUUCCGUGGCCAACCACAGUGGCUUCGUAUGAAAGGCUCCGUUGAGGACUGUAGGAGGCAACUAUAACACCAUGCAGCGGUGACGGCAACUAUGCAGCUGCCUCGGGUGGAAGCCUACCUGACCUGGCCGCGGCACCUCCUGUACCAACUAGAUCUAGACUCAGGCCUAUGCAAUGUCAACUCCAAUCUCCCCAAAACCGUUUUCCCAAAACCGAGGUGACGUGCUGAAUCUUGACCCUAUACUGGUAUGCUCUUGACUCUGUCAAGACAUCCAACAGACAACACAGCCACAUGGCUGGCACCAAGGAGCUCACCGAGCACUGCGAACACAAACUUGCCGCCUUCUCCCUCGCCGACCACACGGCAAAGACCGGCAGCAUGGCCCUCCCCGUGAUCAAGAAGAAGCAGCUCAAGAUGGGCACCGUGCUGGGCGUGGGCAAGUACGGCACGGUGUACCGGGGGCGCCUGACGCUCCCCCGGGGCGGGGCGGUGCCCGUGGCCGUCAAGAAGCCGGAGAACGACCCCGAGCUGCUGGCCAAGACCUCCGAGGAAGCGGGUGUGCUGCAGGAGCUGGAGGGCGAGGCGGCCGUGCCCCGGCUGUACGGGCUGACGGCCGACUCUCCCCCGUGCAUGGUGAUGGAGCUGUGCCCGGGGGAGCGGCUGGAGGACUGCCUGGGCCGCGGCAGGGUGCGCGCCUGCCUGCUGGCCCUCGUGGAGGUGUGCGGCGUGGUGCAGCGCCUGCACGGGCGGGGCAUCGCCCACGGCGACAUCCACGAGGGCAACGUGCUGGUGGACGCGUCCGGCGAGGGGGUGCGCGCCUUCCUGUUGGACUUUGGUCUGGCGGCGCGGGGCGCGGACCCCGGCCAGCAGGAGAAUGACGUCAUCGACAUAGCGUGCACGGCCCUGCAGGUCAUCCCUGACACGGAGCGUUUCUCUGACCUCCGACAGAGCCUUGAAGAUGCCGCUGACCUCAACGAGGUCAUUACCCUCCUGCGACAAGUUCUGGAGGAGGAUGAAUUCAAAGAAAAGGCCUCGAAACCCUCCAAGGAAGAAGUGAAAAAUGAGUCCAAGAAGCAAAAGAAGAAAAAGAACAAGAAAGGACCGUUUUACAAGCACUAAGAUCCUUGCCUGUUGUUCUGUUUUGCUCCUCUUGAAGGUUUAGUUUUUUUGUCUUGCUUGUUGUCACUAGCGGUAUUGGUGGCUAAUGAAGUUGACAUGAAGUAGAGGCUUUGAUGAGGUGUGCUCUUAUUUUUGUUUGGUUCAGUUGAUGCUGCGUUGCUCUUUCUCGUUUCAUUGAUGUAUUUACCUAUUCUGGUUCUUUUUGUUGUUAGUCCCAAAGCUAAACUUUUUUUUCUGCAUAUCCGAUUUGUGUUCCAGCGUUUUGUUUUGUUUUACGUGUUUUUUUACGUUUCGCCUAUUCCGCCGCCAGGCUUUCUUGGUGGGGUCUGAUGAUCGGCCCCAGCCCGUUAUGGCGCAGGCAAAUGUUUACAGUGGCGCCAUCUUGCUUGGCUCAUACUGACCCGGACCUCAUCUUUGAUCCUCAGAGAGAGAAUCUAGAGUCCGGGUUGACAGAUGGUCUUCAGGGCAGCAGCAUCCAUGUUGCUCUUCUUUCUGAUCGUGAUUUUUUCUCGUUUUUUACCUUCCAACUCUUUUCUCUAUUUCCCUUAUGAUUCUAUUCUCCAUUAACUGUCUUGACUUUUCUAAGUAGUUGAUAAUAUGCGUUACGUCAUCAGCACAGUGUAUUGUUAAUUGUGCCGUGAGACUUUUCCCGCCUCUUCCUCUUUCCUCUUACAUCUCCUUCCCAAACCAUCUCCCUUUCUCUCCCCUUCGUCACCAAGCCUUCUUUUCC
Messenger RNA from Eriocheir sinensis (Chinese mitten crab), 2467 nucleotides. RefSeq names its product non-receptor tyrosine-protein kinase TNK1-like. Gene Ontology annotation, biological process: protein phosphorylation. Bases 910 to 1737 code for a protein of 275 amino acids. The transcript is spliced from 2 exons. Gene Ontology annotation, molecular function: ATP binding; protein tyrosine kinase activity. The record is from RefSeq and is a predicted model, not a curated record. Lineage: Eukaryota; Metazoa; Arthropoda; Malacostraca; Decapoda; Varunidae.